Acanthoscelides obtectus is the source of this 159-nucleotide messenger RNA. The record is from the annotation of a GenBank genome assembly. NCBI's taxonomy places the organism in Eukaryota, Metazoa, Arthropoda, Insecta, Coleoptera, Chrysomelidae.
AACAGACACUUGCGCUAAGUGUGAUGAACUAACAUUAAAAAUAAAUUCUGCCGUUGUUAAUGACAUAAAACAACAACUUAUUAAUGAAAAAGAUCUCCAUUUGCGAAAAGAAAAGUUCAGGCAAAUAAAGAACCAUUACAAAGAAGAGGCGAAGGCCCG